AUGCCUCCCAUCCGUCGCUCAAAGCGUGUUGCCACUCCCACCGGACCACAGAACUCUGUGCAAGGCCAACCAGUUGCAGCUCGUCCUGCUCUACGCUCGCGGACUGCACGUGGGAUGUCUCGUUCUGCUCUUUCUCGGGGUGCUGAUUCUUUACCAUCAACAUCACCUGCGGCUACAACAAUUGCGUCGCCUGCAUCGAUAGUAAGCCAACCGUCCUUGUCUGCCGAGCUGAUCUCGACCUUGGUUUCGUCAGUGACAACUGCAGUUACCCAACAGCUAUCAGCGCUUCUACCAACAACUGCAGCGACGCCAAUCGUUCCUCAUGAGGAGGGUGCUUCUUCUUCGACACACGCUGAAAACCUGGUCAACGAUGCCAUUGCGUCAACACACUCCAGUCUGUCAG
Paramuricea clavata is the source of this 403-nucleotide messenger RNA. NCBI's taxonomy places the organism in Eukaryota, Metazoa, Cnidaria, Anthozoa, Malacalcyonacea, Plexauridae. The record is from the annotation of a GenBank genome assembly.